Messenger RNA from Rhineura floridana, 1499 nucleotides. RefSeq names its product biogenesis of lysosomal organelles complex 1 subunit 3 (gene BLOC1S3). Lineage: Eukaryota; Metazoa; Chordata; Lepidosauria; Squamata; Rhineuridae. The record is from RefSeq and is a predicted model, not a curated record. Gene Ontology annotation, cellular component: BLOC-1 complex. The transcript is spliced from 2 exons. Bases 149 to 724 code for a protein of 191 amino acids.
CAAAGGCUAAGGACUUUCUCUCCUCGCUAAACAAAACGCGCGCUGGGAAGCUUCGUGGCCACGUGAUCUGUCGGUGUCAUGUGACCAGCAAAAGUGGAGCCGAUUCUUCCUGGUGAAUGGUUGAGCUAAUUUUGUAGGUGAUGCAAAAAUGACCACCCAAAAGUACAAAACUGUAGUUCAGGGAGAAGCCUCAGAGACUGAUUCAGAAGAAGAGGUUUAUCUGUCUUCUGUGCCCCAGGCUUCAUUUCCAAGCCUUUCUGGUGUCAAAGUCGCCGGGGAGGCCUCUGAAACAGAUGAAGAGGAAGAUGCAAGUCCCAGUAGGCCAAAAGCGGAGCCUAAAUUAAUCAGCACAGACUUGCCUCCACUGAUCGUUUUCAGAAAUGAAGAUCUGGGGUCUCCCACAGCAGUUGAAGAGAAACCUGCCCUUCAUAUCAGACACCGUGGCCGCUACAGCACCUUGUUGCAGCAGAAGCUGAUUGAGAGCAAUGCCCGCCUGUACUAUGAUGUCAACAGCACCGUCAAGCAAGUGUACCAGACAGCCAUCAAAGAGAUUGGGACCAUUACUGGCCAGCUUAGUAACUCCCAAAAUGGCAUAAUCAACGCCUCACACAACAUCCGGCUUGUCCUGGAGGACUUACGCGCUGUUGCAGACAAGAUAGAUAUAAUUACCAGCUGCAACCUGCUGCCUGAUAUCCAGAUAGAACUACCUCCAGUACACACUUAGCUAGUCCUCUUAACUGCUUCUUGGGGGCAACAGGUUAAGGUGGAGAGGCUACGGGGACCUUAACUAUAAGGUGCAGUAAGAAACAGGAAUAGAGCUGGCUUCUGCCUUAGAAGCAUUUGACUCAAGAACUUUGUUGCCUAGUGUUUAGUGUUUACAAGAUCUGGCCUAAAUUGUCCAAUGUAGUAGAGUUAAACAAAAUUAAACUGCUCUCCAUAGAACUUGUCCCACAAUGUAUUUUUAAAGCUAAUGCUUACUAUAUUUACACACACCAGCAUCUUAAGAGAUUCCAUUUGAUACAGUGCUUGCAGCAUUUUUGUAAUAUGCCUUCAGUGCCAGUGUUAAAUUAGCCUUGUAAAUCAUUUGUCAGAAAAUUCUAGUCUGCCUGUACACAGGUUUGUUGUUCAGUUGUGGCAUAUGAAUGGUCUGAAAGAGAGCAAAAAAAAGAACCAACUCCCAAUUUAGAAAAGCUCCCCUGUCUGUUGAGCUGCAGGCAACCGCUGUAGGUUAGUAGGCAAGCUUGUGAUGAGUGAUUAUGGAACAGGACAGGCUUGAAAUUAGUUGUAUCUUCUAUAACACGCGCUGCCCUGAACAUAGAGGGCUGGACCUUUGUGGCGUUUUGUGGGAGAGUUGUGAAUUACCUUGCAUUAAUUGCACCUGCUUAUUGUGUUUUGUUUCUACAUAUGUCUUUCUUGUACAGCUGAUCCAUGAAGUCUGUUGAGACCAAAAUUGCGUAAAGCAUAUUAUAGAGUAUCAUUGGAUGGUGCAGUUUCAAGUA